CGAGCCCGAUAGCGUCAGCAACGCGCAGGCGCACGUCGGUCCCCGCGCUUUUCGGAAGCUGAUGGUGUCCGCGAACGGUCGCAGGUGAAAACCGGCAGAAAGACAUUAAGAGAUUUUCCUACAGUCACUGCUGGCAGAUGAUAGAGCCAGGAUCUGAACGCAGGCAGCCUGGCUCCAGACCCUGUGCUCUUAACUCCUGUUUUGCAUCACGAAUCGAGUCCUGUGAAAGGCCUGUACGGUGCUUGGUACUGAGUAGGCACUCUUGCUGUUCAAUCUGUGACCUGGGGUAGCAGCAUCAAGGAGCAUUGUGUACAUGAAGAAGUGCACAGUACCUGGAUUGAAACUGCUUGUGUUCGAUUUCUGGUACCAUUCGUAACUGGCUGUGUGAUCUCAAAUAAGAAAACUAAAUAACCAGCUGGGUGCAGUGGCUCAUGCCCCUAAUCCUAACACUUUGGGAGGCCAAGGUGGGUGGAUUACCUGAGGUCAGGAGUUUGAGACCAGCCUGACCAACAUGAACCUCUAAAAUGCAGACCUCCAGCUCUAGAUCUGUGCACCUGAGUGAAUGGCAGAAAAAUUACUUUGCAAUUACAUCUGGCAUAUGUGCAGGACAGAAGGCAGAUGCAUACCGUGCACAGAUAUUACGCAUUCAGUAUGCAUGGGCAAACUCUGAAAUCUCCCAGGUCUGUGCUACCAAACUGUUCAAAAAAUAUGCAGAGAAAUAUUCUGCAAUUAUUGAUUCUGACAAUGUUGAAUCUGGCUUGAAUAAUUAUGCAGAAAACAUUUUGACUUUGGCAGGGUCUCAACAAACAGAUAGUGACAAGUGGCAAUCUGGAUUGUCAAUAAAUAAUGUUUUCAAAAUGAGUAGUGUACAGAAGAUGAUGCAAGCUGGCAAAAAAUUCAGAGACUCUCUGUUGGAACCUGCUCAUGCAUCAGUGGUAAUCCAUAAGGAGGCCACUGUCUUUGAUCUUCCUAAAUUUAGUUUUUGUGGUAAUUCUCAAGAGAAUGACCAACUACCUAACUCAGCUCAUGAUCAAGAUAGGACCCAAGACUUCCCAGAGAGCAAUCCUUUGAAACUCCUUCAGAGUGCCCAGCCACCUGUGGUGACUAACACUGCUAAGACUUGUUCUACAUUCUCAGCACCGGUAGAUGAGUCAGCCACUGCAAAAUUCCAUGUCACGCCAUUGUUUGGAAAUGUCAGAAAGGAAAAUCCCAGCUUUCCAGAAGAAAACAUAAGACUUAAUAUGUUCUUAUCUAAUCAGUCUUGUUUUCCUGCUGCCUCUGAAAAUCUGCAAAGAAAGUCUUUUUAUGGUUCUAGUACCACUGAUGCACUUUCCAAUCCAGUAUUGAAUAAGGCUUAUAGUAAAACAGAAGAUAAUGGCCCAAAGGAGGAUAGCAGCCUGCCUACUUUUAAAACUGCAAAAGAACAGUUAUGGGUAGAUCAGCAAAAAAAGUACCAUCAACCUCAGCGUGCAUCAGGGUCUUCAUAUGGUGGUGUAAAAAAAUCUCUAGGAGCUAGUAGAUCCCGAGGAAUACUUGGAAAGUUUGUUCCUCCUAUACCCAAGCAAGAUGGGGGAGAGCAGAAUGGAGGAAUGCAGUAUAAGCCUUAUGGGGCAGGACCUACAGAACCAGCACAUCCAGUUGAUGAGCGUCUGAAGAACUUGGAGCCAAAGAUGAUUGAACUUAUUAUGAAUGAGAUUAUGGAUCAUGGACCUCCAGUAAAUUGGGAAGAUAUUGCAGGGGUAGAGUUUGCUAAAGCCACCAUAAAGGAAAUAGUUGUGUGGCCCAUGUUGAGGCCGGACAUCUUUACUGGUUUAAGGGGACCCCCUAAAGGAAUUUUGCUCUUUGGUCCUCCUGGGACUGGUAAAACUCUAAUUGGCAAGUGCAUUGCUAGUCAGUCUGGGGCAACAUUCUUUAGCAUCUCUGCUUCAUCCUUAACUUCUAAAUGGGUAGGCGAGGGGGAGAAAAUGGUCCGUGCAUUGUUUGCUGUAGCAAGGUGUCAGCAACCAGCUGUGAUAUUUAUUGAUGAAAUUGAUUCCCUGUUAUCUCAACGGGGAGAUGGUGAGCAUGAAUCUUCUAGAAGGAUAAAAACAGAAUUUUUAGUUCAAUUAGAUGGAGCAACAACAUCUUCUGAAGAUCGUAUCCUAGUGGUGGGAGCAACAAAUCGGCCACAAGAAAUUGAUGAGGCUGCCCGAAGAAGAUUGGUGAAAAGGCUUUAUAUUCCCCUCCCAGAAGCUUCAGCCAGGAAACAGAUAGUAAUUAAUCUAAUGUCCAGAGAGCAUUGUUGCCUCAGUGAAGAAGAAAUUGAACAGAUUGUACAGCUCUCUGAUGGGUUUUCAGGAGCAGACAUGACACAGCUUUGCAGAGAGGCUUCUCUUGGUCCUAUUCGCAGUUUACAAACUGCUGACCUUGCUACCAUAACACCAGAUCAAGUUCGGCCAACAGCUUAUAUUGAUUUUGAAAAUGCGUUUAGAACUGUGCGACCUAGUGUUUCUCCAAAAGAUUUAGAGCUUUAUGAAAACUGGAACAAAACUUUUGGUUGUGGAAAGUAAAUAGGAUACUUGGAAUUAAAAGAGGGCAUCUCUGUAGUGCAGUCUUUUUUUAUUUUUUAGUAUAGAAAGAAGGGGAUAUGUUAAUUUUUUUUUUUUUUUUUGAAAAUACUCUGAAUUCUGUACUUCAAAUAAUAGUUCAGAUUUUACAACUAAUUGACAGUGUAUGUUAAUGUAAGUUUUGCUUUGCAUUUAUUACCUGAUGUGUAAGCCUAUCUAAACAAAGUGAGAAUGAACUUUUGUUUCCAAGAAUUCUUUCUUUUGAAGUUAUAUAACAUGCAAAGUGAGCUCAAAUUAAUUUUUUAGUUGAAGAUUACAUAUAAAGUUAUAUCUGAUUAAUACCCGUCUUUUAUUGAAGAGUGUUCCUCCCAAUGGCCACGUAAUUCUUAAUGUUGGCUAGUAUAAUGGUUUACAUUUGGAACAGAGCAUUGCUUAGUGUUAUUUCAGCAGAUUUAAGAUCUCACUAAAAGCUAAAGUGGCAGUUUUUACUUUAUUCUGCCAAUUUGUUACCUCUAUGGUUUUUAAUUUUUAUCAGGACUAACAUUUUCAGAAAUAGUAAGGUAUGAUCUAGUAUUACAGAUAUAUUCAUAGAACUGAAAGGGUAAUUAAGAGUGUGGGUUAUUUUCAGGGAAGUGUGUGAUAUCUAACAUUAAUGUUUUAUUUGACACUACAGCCUGUAAUACUGCGUUCUAUCAAAAAUAAGUGUUUCAGAUUUUUAUACCAGACCCAUUGUGUUUUAUGAAAUGUGCAUUACAGAAACAUGAGAAAAUAGAGAUAAGUAGAGAAUAAAAAUCACUGUUAUCCUACCACUUUGUGGGACACACUCUUAAUAUUUAAGCAUAGAUUCUUCCAGAGGUUUUGUUUUAUACAGCAGUUGGAUUGUGUAAUGUAUUCUCUUUUGUAGCCUGCUCUCUAAAGCGUAUCUUCACUUUCCAUGUUAACAUAAAUGUCCUGCUAUGAUUGCCCAGCAUUCCAUGGAUGGACUAUAAUUGAGUCAUCUGGUAGAGGACAUAUCGGGCAGAACGUUAGGUUGUUCAUCUUUUGUUUAUUGUAAAGGAACUAUGCGGGAUGCCAUUUGGUGAUCUUUUUAAAAAAUAUGUAUAAAUUUAUUGAGUAAUUCUUGGAUUAAAGAAUAUGCACUUUU
Molecule: messenger RNA, 3690 nt
Organism: Callithrix jacchus (white-tufted-ear marmoset)
Lineage: Eukaryota; Metazoa; Chordata; Mammalia; Primates; Cebidae
Source: RefSeq, a predicted model, not a curated record